AUGAGAUUGAAGUAUCCUGAACUUGAACAUGCACUCCAAGAAUGGUGUUUACAUUCACAAGGUCGCAUUCCUUUAACAGACCCAAUCUUAAUUGAAAAAGCUAAAACAUUUGCAAAAAUGUUUAAUAUACCUGAUGAUAUAUUGUCAUUUUCCACUGGAAAUAAUUUGAAAAGAUACCAAUUACAUGGAGAAAGUGGUUCAGCUGAUAUUAAUGCCCUUCCUGAUCUGAAAACAGUCAUCAGCACCUUAAAUCUGAAGAUACUUGAGCCUGAUAAAACUUUAGCAACAAAACAACUUGAGGGUAAAAAAAAGGAUAAACAAUGUUUGACUGCUGUACUUUGCUAUAAUACUGAUUGA
Entrophospora candida is the source of this 357-nucleotide messenger RNA. Lineage: Eukaryota; Fungi; Glomeromycota; Glomeromycetes; Entrophosporales; Entrophosporaceae. The record is from the annotation of a GenBank genome assembly.